This is a messenger RNA of Seminavis robusta, 474 nucleotides long. The record is from the annotation of a GenBank genome assembly. NCBI's taxonomy places the organism in Eukaryota, Bacillariophyta, Bacillariophyceae, Naviculales, Naviculaceae.
AUGGCACACAAUGCCAGGAAUAUGGACACAACCCAACUAGAUACCCCAGACAAGGUGGACAGCUACAUGGCUGGGGUGUAUUACAUUCAAUCAGCCUUGAAUGCCGACUUGGCGGCAGUCCGAAGAGGCUGCACUGUCUUGGUAGAAUGCAAUGGUCUCGAUUGGCGACAAAAACAAGACUUCAAGUUGAUUCAAAAAGUAUCUCGACAGAUCUUGACUGUCUAUCCCUUUGACGGAGUCUGCAAGCACUAUAACACCGGCGUGGCCAUGAACAUUAUGGCAUCCAUUAUCCGACAAAUUCUGCCCAAAGGACUCCGAAACAGGUAUCAAACGGGCUUGACGUUCGAGGGAGGCAAUACACUGGACGAUCUUUACUUGGUGCCCAAUCGAGAGACAGCCAGUCGACGAGUCCUCGAAGGGUUUGCCAAAGCGCUACACCGGCAUUAUCACUUUGAGAAGACAUUUGUCCUAUGA